Messenger RNA from Phytophthora nicotianae INRA-310, 2194 nucleotides. RefSeq lists its product as hypothetical. Bases 296 to 1942 code for a protein of 548 amino acids. The transcript has a single exon. The record is from RefSeq and is a predicted model, not a curated record. NCBI's taxonomy places the organism in Eukaryota, Oomycota, Peronosporomycetes, Peronosporales, Peronosporaceae.
CGAAGCUCAGUUCCCUCGAGUAAAUCCAUGUUGUCAUAGUGCCAGUGGCAUUGCAUUGGCCGUAGUGUUGGUAACUUCGAAGUUUUUGGCCGGAUCGGGCUCAGACGAUCGUUGAUGACCCGGGAUUACCCGAGAAACAGAUGUCCAGAGACAGCCCAUAACGGUCGCAGCAUACUUUAUCCAAGUGAGCUGCGCUGCCCAACCCACUCGAUCAGAGGUCUCUCAAAAGGUUGUCAAACUGUCAGGGUUGCAUGUUGCAACAAAGACACUUUUGCUCUCGACGACCCCACGCCCCAUGGCGUCUAGCUUGCCACCCGUCCAGUUCAGCGCCUCGCGCCGCGCGCAGCUCGAUCGCCAAUGCGACGACCUCAUCGACCGCGCAUUGCGCACUCAUGAUAAUUUCCACGCGUCUGUGAGUCUCGGAGAUUGGCAGCGUGUGCGCCGUCGCCACGCCAUGAACGUCUACCGUCCGCGGUCCGCACAGGGCUCUGAGGGCCCGCGUGUGUUGCUAGGCAGCGGCAUUGUGCCCGGGACGCUAGAUGACGCGUUGAACGGUGUAUACUGCGACUCUACGGAGAGUCUACGCAUCUGCAAAAGCCUUUUAAGCGACAAGUUCGUGGACGGAGCCGUACUGCGCGUUUUCGAGGCACGCGACCUCCGGGCGCCCAUUGUAUUUGCCGGUAUCAAGUGGUUCAUUAUGCGGGGCAUCGCUGGAACCAGCGGAUUGCUGAGUGAUAAGGAUAUGCUCACGUACGAGCGUAUGGGGCGUAUCAGGGACCGCAACGGCCAGUACUUCGCCUACCACGUACUGCAGUCGAUUGACCUGCCGGAACGUCCGGCCAAUCGAGAACGAGGCCUGGAACGUGUGGAUGUAUCGUGGUGUUAUCUGUAUCGACAGCUGAGUCCAACCUGGCUGGGUGUUUUCUUACUGGGAGACUUGACUUUAGACACGGUGAUACCGGUUAGUAUAUCGAGUUAUAUUGCAGCGGAGCGGGUGCUAAGUGCAGGGAAUUUCCUGCGAAGUGCUCGGGCUAAGCACUUUUCAGCGUUGAUGGCACAAAGCACGGAGAAGACCCCAGAGAAGGGAGCUCCACACUGUACCGUGUGUAUGUCUCCCCCACCAAAGAUGAUGGGGUUUUCGCACAAAACAUGCUUGGGUUGCCGUCAGCAAGUGUGUCGGAAAUGUCGUCAACGUCGCCAUGUUUUCCGAUUGCAAUUGCGAUCGGGAAAGCCCGCGACGGAGUAUUUUUGCAGGUUGUGUGUGGACAAAGUCACUCGAAGUAGCGGUGCCAAGAGCACUGCAGGACUGGAUGGGGUGCAUGAAGUACUGAAUGGAUCACGUUUGGGGUCUUCUCGUUCUGGGGAUCAGAAGACGGAGUGGUCGGCGUCCAGCUCGGGGGUUGACGGGUCCAUGCGGCUUGGCAAACUGGCGGAAUUCACGCGUCAGUGUCACGAUAGCAUCGCGAUGAAGGAAGAGACGAUCGCGUGGAACCAGGAGGAAUUGCUGGAAAUCUCGCAGUAUCUCGAGAGUUCGAGCAAUCGAUCACGCCGUCGUGAACGUCGAGGAUCAGGAUCUGGGUACAACAGCCAGAGAUCUCGACACCGGCAUUACAGUGGCGAGAACUCGAGCAGUUCGGCGACUUCCACUGGACGGAAGGAGUCGCCGGUGUACGAUAAGCAUUACGACUACUCGGACAGCCCCACUGCUGAGAAUUUGUAUGGAGAGGAGAAUAAAUACUUUGAAGAGGAGUCGGUGGAGUCCGGUCCGUGGACUGAGUGUCUGCCGAACGAGCGGAGCGGCAAGUGGACCGUCGUGUUCGACGAGGAUCGACAGGAGUACGUGCGGAUUCGAGUGCCCGGCACGGAGUCGGAAGCGGAACUUUUCGGCUCCUCGCGGGUCAAGGAGAAACCGCGAGCAAUUUGUAUUGAUGAACUGGAUUGAUGAGCGUUUGGUGAGUUGAUUGUGGGUUUAAAGUGUGAGCUGGGCAUCCAUCGUGUGAAUUUGCGUUCAGCAGGUAGAAAAAAUCUGAAGUUUGAUUCGAGUACUUAAGUAAAGCACCUAUUGCAUUAACGCUGAAGCUAGCAUUUAGUGUGACUUACUAUGUAGGCCACCGUGGAUUGCAUUCUAGUACUUGAAUUCUUAAAGCAAAAGUAGGUAACCACCAAAACAAGUAUCCUGCUGAAAAAAACAAGU